GAUGCCAGGCGCUUGUCACAGUUGGGAGCCGAACCCCAUUUUUCUCUGGUCUCUUCUCUGCAGCCCUCCCCGGCCUGGAUCUAAAAUGUCCACUGAGGCUCAAAGAGUUGAUGACAGCCCCAGCACUAGUGGAGGAAGUUCCGAUGGAGACCAACGUGAAAGUGUUCAGCAGGAACCAGAAAGAGAGCAAGUUCAGCCCAAGAAAAAGGAGGGAAAAAUAUCCAGCAAAACAGCUGCUAAAUUGUCAACUAGUGCCAAAAGAAUUCAGAAGGAACUUGCAGAAAUUACAUUGGACCCUCCUCCCAACUGUAGGAGUUUUAAUCCGUGGUCUGUGUAUUGGCUUCAGGGAGUUCAUGAACCUCCCUCUGAAAUGAUAUGUAAAAUUGUUUGCUUGCUGGUGAGUAUCUGGGGCAGCAUUUUUGGCUUUGAUGAGAUUCUCAGUGACCCCCUAAAAGAUAAAGAGCUAUUUUUUUUCUGGAUUUGCUUUUCAUUUUCUAUUUUAAUGGUCUAAAUGUAUAGAGUCUGUUGUUAAAAGCUACCAGUAUCCUUUUUGGCAAUAAACCCAAUAGCUGGGCUAUAAAUCAUGCCUUUAUAUUUAAAUCAUCAUCCUAUUUCUCAGUUUUAUCAGAAAGUUUAAAAGCAGACUCUUUGUAAUUUUAAAAGACACAAUCUUGAAAACUUAAGACUAGUUGAUGUUUUCAUGCAAACCAUGUACCUACUACAUUUAUUUCUCAUUAAAGGAGCUUAUCAGCCUUAAAAGGAGCCCUGGUGGUGCAGUGGUUAAAGUGCUUGGUUACUAACCAAUGGGUCAGCCGUUCGAAACCACCAGUAGCUUCACCGGAGAAAGACCCGGCAGUUUGCUUCUGUAAAGAUUACAGCCUUGGGAACUGCGUGGGGACAGUUCUGCCCUGUCCUGUAGGGUUGCUAUGAGUCGGAAUUGACUUGAGGGCGGUGGGCUUUUUUUUUUGUUUUGGCUUUAUUUAGAAUAGCAUAUUCAAACCACAUAAACUAUAUAUGAAAACAGUUUCCUGUGCCUUCCUUCUUUGUUUUGUAGGUAAAUAGAAAAGAUUAUAAAAUCUCAGUCAUCUUUCUGGCCUGUUUAUGUGUUAAGGGAUACAACUCUUCCAAAAUACAUAGGGUAGGGUUAUUAGCUAUUAUUUGACAUACUCAGACAUUUUAGGUAAAAGCUGUAACGGUUAAACGAAAAUGAAGCCAGUGCUGUUAACCUCGCUACUCAGAUUAAUUUCCAUGGUUGUCAUUUUAACAAUAUUGUUAUAGCUUUUCAAAUGCAAAUUAUAUUAGCAGGUCUUCUGCAUAAAUGUGCUGUCACCCAAAGGGGUACAUGUAUUAUGUUUUUGACUGUAGUUGGCUUUUUGGCCUAAUGGACUGUUUCACUGCACCAAAAUGGAACUGUAGUUACUCAAGCUGGAAAAGAGAAAGCUGCCUGCUCUUCACUAGGCGAUGUCUGGGUUGUUUAAAUCUAUAAAUUGUACAUACGUGUGUGUGUGUAUAUAUAUAUAUUUUUUCUUCUGUUGGAGAGUCGAUGGCUGACUAAAAUACUGCCAAGGUGCCAUUAUAAUAAAAGUUGUUGCUUCUAUGAAUUCUUAUGCAGCAGUGUAAGUAGUGGUGUGAGCUGUAAUAAAUUAUUCAGGAGUUCGUCACAGUUACAAAACUUGUGUUUGUAACAGAGAUCUACGGAAUAUGAUUUAAAAAAUGAAUAACACAUUAUUAUCCAGCUUGCUACUCUGCGGGCUGUGUAUGUGAAAAAGAAUUUGUAUGACUUAACCACAGACAUUAAAAUUUGGUUUGCCAGCAAAAACAGAUUUUCUUAAACCAUAUGAUUCAUAUUCCCACAAUAAAGGGGGAAAACAAACAAACAUACCCUGUAGCAUUGUCUUGUCAUUCAUCAUGGCGUGUAUUUUACUUUUGUAUCUAAAUUGGUUAAAUAACCUGUAAAAAGCCUAGUAAGAUUACAAUAAUGGGUAGUACUUUCUCUUAAUUAAAGGGUAUUUAUUUAAGGAACACCUAUUGAAUGCUUAGAUAUGGAACCAAAAAAAAAAAAACCCAGUGCCGUCGAGUCGAU
This is a messenger RNA of Loxodonta africana (African savanna elephant), 2083 nucleotides long. Its product is annotated as ubiquitin-conjugating enzyme E2 E2. Gene Ontology annotation, biological process: ISG15-protein conjugation; protein K48-linked ubiquitination. Bases 2 to 511 code for a protein of 169 amino acids. Gene Ontology annotation, molecular function: ubiquitin conjugating enzyme activity; ISG15 transferase activity. NCBI's taxonomy places the organism in Eukaryota, Metazoa, Chordata, Mammalia, Proboscidea, Elephantidae. The record is from RefSeq and is a predicted model, not a curated record. The transcript is spliced from 4 exons. Gene Ontology annotation, cellular component: nucleus.